UUUGAUCAAUUACAGAUUUUCUGAAGGAAUGGAUUCGAUUAUGAAGGAUCUGAAUUCUCCACAUUCAAUGGGAACCACCAUUAUAGGUGUCACAUAUGACGGCGGCGUUAUCCUCGGAGCUGAUUCUCGUACCAGCACCGGAUUAUACGUGGCAAAUAGAGCGUCGGACAAGAUCACUCAGCUGACGGAUAAUGUUUACCUGUGCCGCUCUGGAUCGGCUGCAGAUUCGCAACUUGUUUCUGAUUAUGUCCGCCACUUUCUACAUCAACACACGAUACAACUUGGCCAGCCUGCAACUGUCAAAGUUGCUGCCAACCUUAUCAGACUGUUAUCAUACAACAACAAGAAUAUGCUGCAAGCUGGCCUCAUUGUUGGUGGAUGGGAUAAGUAUGAGGGGGGUAAAAUAUAUGGAGUCCCUCUUGGUGGAACAAUUGUAGAGCAACCUUUUGCAAUUGGAGGAUCUGGCUCGACAUAUUUGUAUGGUUUCUUUGAUCAAGAAUGGAAGGACGGGAUGACAAAAGAUGAAGCCGAGAAAUUGGUGGUGAAGGCUGUUUCUCUUGCCAUUGCUCGAGAUGGAGCCAGUGGUGGAGUUGUUCGGACAGUAAUUAUCAAUUCAGAGGGGGUGACACGAAACUUUUACCCGGGUGAUAAGCUUCCACUGUGGCACGAGGAGCUUCCACCCCAGAAUUCGCUUCUAGAUAUAUUGUCGUCUUCUUCCAGUCCUGAGCCAAUGGUUAGUUGAGUUAUGCCCAUUCGCAUGUUAUAGUGACUCGUAUAUGAUUGUUUUUCACUAUAUUUGAUUCAAGACGUGUUGUAUACUAUUUAGCGUCUGGUUCACAUCAAUCGAAAACUAAUGCUAUUUCUGAGAAUG
Molecule: messenger RNA, 871 nt
Organism: Cynara cardunculus var. scolymus (artichoke)
Lineage: Eukaryota; Viridiplantae; Streptophyta; Magnoliopsida; Asterales; Asteraceae
Product: proteasome subunit beta type-6-like
Exons: 8
Coding region: 29-742 (237 amino acids)
Cellular component (GO): proteasome core complex
Molecular function (GO): threonine-type endopeptidase activity
Source: RefSeq, a predicted model, not a curated record